This is a messenger RNA of Daphnia pulex (common water flea), 1303 nucleotides long. RefSeq names its product TBC1 domain family member 31-like. The transcript is spliced from 7 exons. Bases 208 to 1200 code for a protein of 330 amino acids. The record is from RefSeq and is a predicted model, not a curated record. Lineage: Eukaryota; Metazoa; Arthropoda; Branchiopoda; Diplostraca; Daphniidae.
AAAUUGACAACCCUGCAUUGUUGACGAAUUCGAAUUUGACAGUUGAAAAACAAAAAUCGUCAGCUACGAAUUGACGAAUAAAAAUAAUAACCUGGUUGAGAUAAUAUCGAAGUAAACAGACCGGCAAAUCUACAGUUAUUAAUUUAUAGAAACUCCAUUGAAAUCAUCAGUUUGCGUUACAACCUGAAAACGUAAGUUUAGCGUACGAUGGCGUGUUUUUUCAAUAAAGCUCUUUCAAGGGAAUCCUUGAGAAAUAUUUUACAUGAUUUUGAAAUAAUUCCAGAACAACACAGAUUGAAGUUAUGGACAAUUAUAUUGAACCUGCCAAACAACAAGGCUCAGUACAUGUGUUUGAGAGAAACAAAGAAAAAAUUACCCAGCAAUAUUGUGCUACAGGAAGAAGAUGGACUUGGAAGCAAUACGAAAGUUUGCAAUCGAGUCAUUCAAAGCCUGCUUGCACAUUGUCCAUCACUAGAACAAUUCCGUCAUUUUAACUUGGCUGAUUACGUGAAACCUUUUGCUGGACUUCUAGCAUCACAUGAGUUGAUAUAUUUUGAGAUCAUGCUAUCUAUUUUUAUGAAUUGGUGCCAACACUGGUUUGAUCAUAUUCCUUUGCCUCCAUACACACUCUUAUCUAUGCUGGAUAUUAUAAUGCUGAAAAAUCAUCCUGAUCUGUACAGACACCUUGCAAACUUGGGAAUAAGAGCUAUUGAUUAUGCUUGGAGAUGGAUGAGAACCUCUUUUCAUACAAUAGUUGAUCCUCGGGAAUUCCUUACAUUAUGGGAUCAUAUAUUGGUCAAUGAACCCAAUUUUCUGUAUUUUAUUCCACUGGCAGCUUGCAAACUCCAAGGUCGAUACCUGAUUGAGCUUUCGACACACGGUGAAAUAAUGGAAGUGCUUCACAGUGCCACACCCCUUGAUGCACAAUCUUUGUUAAAAGAGGCUUAUCAAAUGAAUGCUGCAACACCCAAGGAAUUGCAACUCAAUCAAAUGCAUCCUUUCCACCCAUUGGUUCCUGGUUAUUACCCAACAUUAAAUCCCACUGAAUUGAUUACUUUUCAAGAUCACCCUUUUCAAACAGAGAAGAGUGAUCUAAGCAAUCUCAGCAGACUUCUUGCCAAAGUUGAAGAAACUGGAGCUGAAGUAGAUGAAGUCAUAAAAGAAGGAAUGGCAUUAAGGCGUUGGAUGAUUGGCAAAUAGGCAGCUGGAAUCAGAGGCACACAGCGAAAUGUAAUCAAAUUUAAGUUUUUCCAUCUUAUUGUAAUUGCUUGCAAGAAACUGAAAGAAAAUUUGUGUGAAAUAG